Messenger RNA from Didymella exigua CBS 183.55, 243 nucleotides. RefSeq lists its product as uncharacterized. The transcript has a single exon. Gene Ontology annotation, molecular function: protein binding. The record is from RefSeq and is a predicted model, not a curated record. Lineage: Eukaryota; Fungi; Ascomycota; Dothideomycetes; Pleosporales; Didymellaceae. The annotation marks the transcript as partial.
GCCGACGUCAACGCGCAGGGUGGAUUGCACGGCAACGCACUCCAGGCAGCUUCAUUUAGAGGCCACGAGCAGGUAGUUGAAGCGCUGCUCGACAAAGGCGCCAACGUCAACGCGCAGGGUGGACAGUACGGCAGCGCACUGUACGCAGGUUCAGAGGGAGGCCACGAGCAGAUGGUAAAGAUGCUGCUUAAUGCAGGUGCUUAUGAGCCCAAGGAAGACGAUUCUUUGUUGAGAUUAGAAUAG